AUACGGUAGAAGAAAUCGAAAGUAAAAGUGUACAGGGUGCAUUCUGUUUAUCUUCGUGACUCGUUUUGCAUGGGGCCUAAAAAGAAAAAAAUAUGUAAUUUGUUGGUGUAGUGUUUCCCGAUAUAUAAAUUCAUUUUUUAACGUCUUGAUAUUUCAGUCGAAAUGACAAUUAUUAUUGUCCACUCUCUUCUAAUGCUGCAGGCACUUUCGGUUACACAAGGUUUCUCUGUGUUUGGAUCUGAUGAACCUUUAGUGGCUGCUUUGGGUGAGGAUAUUAUUUUGCCUUGCAAUGUGGAUACCCCAGUUCCUUUAGAAGAACUGGAGUUGGAGUGGAUUAAGAAAGACACAUCUUCUCUGGUGCAUUUGUCUAUUGCUGGAGAAGACCAACCUGAAUCUCAGCACAAGAGUUACAGGAACCGAACUCAGAUUUUUCAUGAGAACCUUUUAAUUGGGGAUUACUCACUGAAGCUAAAGAAGACAGAAGUGCAGGAUGAAGGCAAAUAUAGAUGUGUGGUUCAUUCCAGAACUCAGUCUGAAGAAGUUGUAGUGGAGCUGAAGUCAGUAGAGCGACUUUUUGUAACAGGUACAAAUGGCCCUCUUUUUGUUUAUGCUGGUGGUGAGAUAGUUUUGAACUGUUUUGUGGAUACACACAUCCCUAUUGAGAAGCUUGAAGUUCAGUGGGUAAAGACUGAAGAUGGUUCUGAAACACUGGUGCAUCUCUUUGUCGAAGGGGAGGAUCAACCGGAAUCUCAAAAUCAGCUCUAUAAGGGCCGAACUGAGCUGUCCAAUGAAUCACUUGCAGAUGGAAAUUUCUCUUUAAAAUUGAAGAGUGUGGGCAUAAAAGACAAAGGAAUUUAUAAAUGUAAAGUGCACACUAAUACAGAAUCAGCAGAGACAACUAUUGAGCUUGAUGUCGGGCCUUCUGUGCUGCAUAUCUUCUUAUAUGUUUUCUCUAUUGGCUCUCUUCUGAUUGGACUGGGAACUGUGAUCCAAGCAGGUUGUUAUUUAUUUAGUAAAACACAAAGUAAGAUGGGCUACUACUGUUUCUAUGUAAACAUUUCCAUUCCCAAUGUACUCUUGGCUUUUGCCUUUGUCCUAUGGGGCAUUCUAGAAGCAGGUAAUUGGACUGAGACCGUGACAUGUAUAGCUACAAAUCUGCUGAGAGUUCUGGUCCUUUUCUUAAUUGUAUCAGAUAAACUGAGAGUACUGGAACUGUGUCAAGGAAUUUGUUUCCAAAGACUUAUCAGUGCUGUAUUUGGCAUUAAUAUAAUCAUUAUUGAAACAGUAAUGACGGCAAGAGUCGACUGCCUUAGUGGCUGUGAGACGGCAUGCCAGCUCUUGCGCCUGUCUCCUGAUCUCCUCUCUUAUGUUCACUUCCAGGUGCUGCAUGCACCGUGCAUAGGACUGUUCAAGAUGCUUCACCAUCACAGCCGCCUCACCAGAUACUCUGGCAGCUGUGGCAUUGAUGAGGUCAUGGACAGUCUCAUCUUAAUUGAUGAAGGUGCAGGCAAUGUCAUCAACCUGUACUUCUAA
Messenger RNA from Polypterus senegalus (gray bichir), 1533 nucleotides. RefSeq names its product butyrophilin-like protein 8. The transcript is spliced from 8 exons. NCBI's taxonomy places the organism in Eukaryota, Metazoa, Chordata, Cladistia, Polypteriformes, Polypteridae. The record is from RefSeq and is a predicted model, not a curated record. The coding region runs from base 163 to 1533 and encodes 456 amino acids.